Myiozetetes cayanensis is the source of this 1896-nucleotide messenger RNA. RefSeq names its product endoplasmic reticulum transmembrane helix translocase-like. NCBI's taxonomy places the organism in Eukaryota, Metazoa, Chordata, Aves, Passeriformes, Tyrannidae. The annotation marks the transcript as partial. The transcript has 14 exons. The record is from RefSeq and is a predicted model, not a curated record. Gene Ontology annotation, cellular component: endoplasmic reticulum membrane. Gene Ontology annotation, biological process: intracellular calcium ion homeostasis; extraction of mislocalized protein from ER membrane. Gene Ontology annotation, molecular function: ATP hydrolysis activity; P-type ion transporter activity; ATP binding.
AUGGCGGCGGCCUCGGCGGCCCCUGAGGACGAGCUGGUCUCGUCGGUGACGCUGUACCGGCGGCGGCCGCGCCUGCUGCGCGCCACCGUGCUGCCCUUCGCCGCCGGGCUCUACCCGGCGUGGCUGUGGCUGUGGGGGCCGCGGCUGUGGCGGAGGAGGAGGAGGGCGAGGAGGGAGCAGGGCGGGCCGCCUGAGGCGGCGCUGCUGGCGCUCGGCGCCAUCGCGGCUCUGCAGCUGCUGACGGCGCUGGUGGGGCUCUGGUCCGUGCACGCCCAGUGCGCGCUCACCUGCGUCAGGGAACCGUGUCCCAAAAAAGCCACCUUGGCCAAAGUGGUGCCCACCCCCAACAACGGCUCCGUGGAGCUGGUGCCGCUCCAGAGGGAUCAGGAUGAGGACGGGGAGGAGUCCCUUUCGUUCGAGUUCCAGAAGCUGCGCUAUUCCUACGUGGAACAUUCCGGAGGGGGGCGUGGCUUCGUUCCGGUGGCGUUCCCGGUGGAGCGGCCCCUGCGGCACUUCCAGAACUGCCGGGGGUAUCAGGAGGAGCGCGAGGUCCGAGCCGCCCGCAGGAAAUACGGAGACAACAGGGCCGAGAUGGUGGUGCCAGAAUUCCUGGAAUUGUUCAAGGAAAGAGCCACAGCUCCUUUCUUCGUUUUCCAGGUGUUCUGCGUGUGCCUGUGGUGCCUGGACGAGUACUGGUACUACAGCGUCUUCACGCUGUCGAUGCUGGUGGCCUUCGAGGCGUCGCUGGUGCAGCAGCAGCUGCGGAACAUGGCCGAGAUCCGCAGGAUGGGCAACAAACCCUACAUGAUCCAGGUGUACAGGAACAGGAAGUGGCGGCCGAUUUGCAGCGAUGAGAUCGUGCCCGGAGACGUCGUGUCCAUCGGCCGUUCCCCCCAGGACAACCUGGUGCCAUGUGAUGUUCUGCUGCUGCGCGGCCGCUGCAUCGUGGACGAGGCCAUGCUCACCGGGGAGUCCGUGCCGCAGAUGAAGGAGCCGGUGGAGGAGGCGAGCCCGGAUCACGUGCUGGACGUGGAGGGGGACGCUCGCCUGCACGUGGUGUUCGGGGGCACGCGGGUGGUGCAGCACAUCCCGCCCCACAGGGCCACCCACGGCCUCAAACCGGUGGAUAACGGGUGCGUGGCGUACGCGCUGCGGACGGGAUUCAACACCUCCCAGGGGAAGCUGCUGCGUACGAUCCUGUUCGGGGUGCAGCGGGUGACGGCCAACAACCUGGAGACCUUCAUCUUCAUCCUCUUCCUCCUCGUCUUCGCCGUCGCCGCCGCCGCCUACGUCUGGAUCCAGGGCACGAAGGAUCCGAGGCGGAACCAGUACCGGCUGUUCCUGGAGUGUGCCCUGAUCCUGACGUCGGUGGUGCCCCCGGAGCUGCCCAUCGAGCUCUCCUUGGCCGUCAACACCUCCCUCAUCGCCCUCUCCAAGCUCUACGUGUACUGCACGGAGCCGUUCCGGAUCCCGUUUGCGGGGAAGGUUCAGUUCUGCUGCUUCGACAAGACGGGCACCUUGACCAGCGACCACCUCGUGGUGCGCGGCGUGGCCGGCCUCAGGGAAGGGCGUGAGUUGCUCCCAGUUUCUGAUGCUCCGUUGGAGACGCAGCGCGCCAUCGCCGCCUGCCACUCCCUGCUGCAGCUGGAGGACGGGGCGCUGGUGGGGGACCCCCUGGAGAAGGCCCUGCUGCUGGCCGUCGACUGGACCCUCACCAGAGAUGAGAAAGUUUUCCCAAGGGGUCUAAAAACUCCGGGGAUGAAAAUUCACCAGCGCUUUCAUUUCUCCAGUGCCCUGAAGAGGAUGGCGGUGCUGGCGUCGCUGGAGCGCGGCGGCCUCGCCGAGCCCGCCUUCGUCGCCGCCGUCAAGGGCGCCCCCGAGACCCUGCACCCCAUG